UAUACAAUUGCUGCUUCCCGAACAAACAAGAAGUGAUAGACACGACAUCACAGCACGUAUAUUCAGGCAAAAAAUUCGGUCCCUGAUGAACUUUAUUGUUAAACAACGCGUCUUUGGAGAUACUCGAUGCUGGAUGUAUUCAAUCGAAUGGCAAAAGCGAGGCCUGCCGCACGCACACAUUCUUAUUUGGUUAGUGGAAAGAAUUCAGCCUGACCAAAUAGAUGAUAUCAUAUGUGCCGAGAUUCCUGAUUAUGAAGUCGAUCCAGACCUACAUGAUGUUGUUACUACUAAUAUGAUUCAUGGACCGUGUGGUGCCAUCAAUUCCCAAUCACCUUGCAUGGUCGAUGGAAAGUGCUCUAAACAAUAUCCACGGAAAUUAACGGCGGAGACUGUCACUAGCAAUGAUGGUUAUCCGCUCUAUCGGCGUCGAUCACCAGAUGACAACGGUCGAACUGUCACAACGAAAGUGAAAAUAAUGAAUUUCGUUGUCGCCAACAGUUGGAUUGUUCCAUAUUCGCCACUUAUUUCUAAAUCGUUCAAGACACAUUGCAACGUGUAAUACUGCAAUUCAGUUAAGUCCAUAAAAUAUAUUUGCAAAUAUGUCACGAAAGGCAGUGAUAUGGCGGUUUUUGGAUUGCAAUCCUCGAAUACCAACGAUGAAACUUCACGCUAUCAAGUUGGUCGUUAUGUGAACUGUAAUGAAGCGAUUUGGCGUAUAUUCGCAUUUCCCAUUCACGAACGUCAUCCUACUGUUACGCAUUUGGCGGUGCAUCUGGAGAAUGGUCAACGAGUAUAUUUCCCGGCAUAGAAUGCUACGCAACGCGCUGAAACACCUCCAGCAACUACAUUGACAAGUUUUUUUGCGAUCUGCCAAAGCGAUCAGUUUGCACGAACUUUGCUUUACUCGGAGAUGCCACGUUAUUAUACUUGGAAUUUUUCAUCGAAGAAUUUUCAAAGACGGAAGCAAGGCGAUGCGGUUCCUGGGUAUCCAGAUGUGCGUUCUACUGAUGCUCUUGGUCGUAUGUAUACAGUUCAUCCAAAGAAUAAUGAAUGUUUCUAUUUGCGGUUGUUGCUGGUAAAUGUGCGUGGGCCAACGUCAUUUGAGUCACUACGAACUGUUAAUGGUGUAAUAUUCCCAACGAAUUUAGAAAACUUUAUUAGAAAACGAUAGUCAUUGGGAUACGACAAUCGCUGA
Bactrocera oleae (olive fruit fly) is the source of this 1195-nucleotide messenger RNA. The record is from RefSeq and is a predicted model, not a curated record. NCBI's taxonomy places the organism in Eukaryota, Metazoa, Arthropoda, Insecta, Diptera, Tephritidae.